UACCGAACAGACACCUAGCUACCUAAAGCAGCCUGCGGAUCUAGCCUCACAAGCAAACAAACAAAGCGAGACAACAUCAUCAAUAUCAACAAUACCUCCCCCCAACCACCUAAAAAGAAGACACAAACAGAUAACCCCCCGUCCCAAAUCCUUUUAAUAGUGGAAAUCGUACCCCUGGGGCGGUGAGGGGAGAGAAGGGGGGUGUUACAGCAACCUGAGCAAUGCGAUGGAAAGGUCUGCUCUGUCACAGUAUCGGCUCCCUGGGUCCGGCACCCCCCCCCCCUCCCCACAUACCCCCCCACCACAACCUCCCCGCCGCUUGCUGUGAUGUGAAUAUUAACGAUGCUGUACAACCCGCUGCUGUCAUUCUCGCCGUCUUCUCCGGGUGGAAAGGUUCUGUUCUGCCCUCCAGCGUCUGAACCCUGAGCAGCGCCGUCCGACGGACACCGUGAGCUCGGCCCUGUCAUGUGACAGGCCUCCCUGCCCUGCUGACGCUGCUGUCCUUCUGAAAGGUGCCAGGGCUUGCCGGGCGGCUUAUUGGAUUCGCGGGGAGGUGAUGACUCAGAACUCAGUGGCGGGGGUGCCCGCCCCGAUGGAACCGCAGGAGGAGCGGGGGAGGGGCGAGGAGCCUUCCCAGAAUCCCCUGCAGGCGGUCCAAGGCGCGUGGUGGGAGAGGCUGUGGAGGGCGGGCGUGACGAUCGGCUGCUUCCUCUGCCUCUGCGUCCUCUCCCAGAUCACGGGAGUUUGGGUCCUCUACAUGAUGAAUGGGUACGGAGCUUUCCCGGCUGCCCAUAAAGUCUUGGACCUCAUGCAGUACAUGCUGUCACCACUGGGGGCAUAUAAUUCACUGGAGGAAGAGUCAUCCCAGUCGGCGCAGAAGGAGCUGUGGAGGAAAGAGAGCUUGUGCCCCCUGCUGGCCACCCUCUUCCUAGGCAUUGUCAUCCUGGGCAUCGGGGUGCUGUACUGUCUGAGAACACUGGCUCCCGGGAGCAGCCUAGGCUUCCCCGACGACCGUCGCCAGUCCAUGAGCCGUCAGCCCUCCUUCACUUACUCUGAGUGGACCGAUGGCAAACAGGACGAGUUCUACGACCUGGACCCCGUGCCGGAGACCCCUGUCUUCGACUGCUUCAUGGACAUGAAGGCAGAGGGCGAGCCCACCUCCCUCACCGUCAAAUCAGUGGGGCUGCAGGAAAGGAGGGGCUCCAAUGUGUCUCUGACACUGGACAUGUGCACACCAGGCUCCACGGAGCCGUACGCUGCCAUGCUGUCGCCACGGGAACAGUCAGCACGGGAACACCUGCAGACGGCCUCCAAUGUGUUAACAGCGGCCCAACUGCACACCCGCGCCCUGGACGACGCCGCCCUGCAGGCUGAGUUUUACGAGACUCCUAUGAACUUUGUGGACCCCAAGGAAUACAACUUUCCCGGACUGGUGCGGAAGAAUCGAUACAAAACCAUCCUUCCGAAUACGCACAGCAGAGUUUGCCUUAAAGCUACAGAUGAGGAGGACUUCCUUAGGACCUACAUCAAUGCUAAUUACAUGAGGGGGUACAAAGGCCGGGAAAAGGCGUACAUCGCUACGCAGGGCCCCACAGUCAACACCGUCACCGACUUCUGGAGGAUGGUGUGGCAGGAGCGGUCGUCCAUCAUCGUCAUGAUCACCAACAUCGAGGAGAAGAACGAGAAAUGCACAGAGUAUUGGCCGGAGGACAGCGUGACCUAUGAGGGGAUCGAGAUCACCGUCAACCAGGUCAUCCAGGCGGACGACUACAGCCUUCGGAUCUUCACCGUAAAGUGUGAGGGAGAGGAGCGUAGCCUGAGGCAGUAUUGGUACACUUCCUGGCCGGACCAGAAGACUCCAGACAAGGCCCCGCCCCUGCUGGAGCUGGUGCAGGAUGUGGAGGAGGCGUGGCUGCAGGCCCCUCCCUGGAGUGGGCCUGUCAUUGUCCACUGCAGUGCUGGGAUUGGUCGGACCGGCUGCUUCAUUGCCACCACCAUCCUUUGCGAGCAGCUGAAGAAGGAGGGUGUGGUGGACAUUCUGAAGACCACCUGCCAGCUGAGGCUGGACAGGGGAGGCAUGAUCCAGACGGCAGAGCAGUACCAGUUUGUGCACCACGUCCUUAGCCUCUAUGAUCGACAGCUCUCUCGUCAUGUAGAGGAAUAGGAACCAUCCUAUGCCCCUCCCACAAGUAACAACAACAACAAAAAAAAUUAUUUAACAAGAGAAACAUCUGCCCUAGCCUUCAUCAUCGCAGGUUCUGAGUCUCUCCAUCCUCCAUCAUAGCCUGAGCUCUCUGAAACCCCAGCAGGGCCAAAGCCAGCCUGAGUCUCCACAAAGCCAGUCAUCUGCCCAGCCUGCCAUGAAGCCCUCUGGCACCCCAGGUCUCGAUGGGUCCCCAGCUAAAGCACAAAGCAGCCGCCAGGUUUGGACUGGAAUGUGAGCGGACCCUAUAACUGCCAGCGCGGGAGGAGCUCUGGGCCAAACCCAUGGUGCCCCAGUCCUGUUCCCUCUCUGUGGAUCUGAGGCCUCGCGUUCAGGAGCCCAUCGCUGGACAUCUCCACCCUGUGGAAAACCAUCUUUAACCUACUCUCUGUUGAACCUGUCUUUCUAAUGAUCAAAAUCAAAGAAGCAGAUAUCUUGAUUGCCACCCACAUUUUGGAGAUGAUUCCCUGAAAAUCCCUUGGAAAAGAAAUGUUCCCUCAUCGUCACUAGAGGAGAGUGGAGGGACCGGGGUCAGUGGUCUUUGGGUCGGGUGACUAUGUCAGAGUACUCUGGGGGCCAUGUCUGAAAGAUUAAUUUAUACUACUGUGCCAUUCAGCACACAAGGACCACAAACAUGACAGCCGAAAGGAGGAAUGUGCCCUUCAAAUCUAUCUCUCAUUUCUGCGUGUGUGCGUGUGUGUGUGUGUGUGUGUGUGUGUGUGCGUGCGCAUGCACAUGUGUGCAUGUGUGGGAUGUAUGUGAGAGAGAGGGUGUGCAUAUAAUGACAUGGGAUGCAAAUAAGGGCAAUGUACAUGGGACGCAAAACAAUAAAAGGAUUGACAAAACCUAAUCAAUUUAAUCGAAACUGCUAAAAGAAUAAUUAGUGAGACUGGAGGUGGAACUGAACUGUAUUUUUCAGUAUAAAACAAUAUUUUUGGCUCAGAUCAUGUCCUUUUUCACUUGAUGUCUAAUUACAUUGCCCUUUUUAUGCAGUACAGUGUGUUUUAUGUGGUACAACGUGAACAAUGUGUACAGCCACACUGUGGCUUCAGAUGGAAUAAUGCUUAAGGGACCCUCUUUUGCCCAGUGAUCCAUAACUACCAGCUGGGGUCCCAGGAACAGCAGAGACCUCUGCGCUCUAGAGUUCUGGGUGCAGCACAGAUGUCUGGAAUGUGGAGUUCAGGCAGCAGCAGCAGCAGCAGGAGCAGCAGCAGAGAUCUCUGGGAUAUGGAGUUCUGUAAGCAGCAGCUGUCACUGUUCAAGAAACAGAAGAAACAGAAGAAAUCUCUAGGAUACUGGGAUAUUCAGCUCCAGGAACAGAAGAGAUCUCUGGGCUAUUAAAGUCCCAGUGGCAGAGGAGCGCUCCAGGGAUGUCUCCACUUUUGUCUACAGAAUGUCUCUAAGGUCAGGGUCCCCAUGUCUCCUGCCGCUGCCACUAAGAAUUGACUCUUUAAGUGUCAACACUCUACAGCGACAUGGGUCUCAAGGGAAAGGUUAACCGAGCACAUGACUUUAUACAAAAUGGCCUUACUCAGUGUAUGUCCUUUCUGUUCUACACCAGGGGGCACCGUUGAGCACCAGCUUUGCUCAGUGUACAUUUACCUUCAGUUACAACAAUCUUAGUCAGAGCAAAAGUAUGGGUGCCCUCUGUAUUAUAACCAUCCACUGGUUGCAGUUGUUCUUUUUAAUCUCUAAAUGACAAAUCGGUCUGGCUCAUUUCCUGAACCGCCAGGUCGUCAGCUCUGAUAUGCCCUCAUAUUGAUACCCCUUAACUGUCUCAGUUAAGGAGUACAGACCAUGUGACAUAUAUUCUAAUGAUGGAACGGAUCGGUCGGGAAUGUUUGAAAUCAGCCACGCUGAUGAGCCGUUUGGGGGGGGAGGACGCCCCAUUGGUCUGCUUGGCCGCAGAGCCACAGGAGCAGCGCGCUCAGAUCUGGGGUCACUGGCGGUGUCUGGCGGAACAGUGACCUCCUGUCCCUGCAUGAAACAGUGACAUCUGUUCCAUAGCCCCGCCUGAAGAGUCUUCAUGGUGCAGUGGUGUCCUGCUAGUGAGAGCCUGCAAUGCCUUGUUUUCCCCCACCAGUAGAGAGAUAGCGCAUGCAUGUACUAUGCUGUACAUGCUUUAUUUAGUUAUUUAUUUAUUUAUUUAUCUAUCUUUUGUUCCUUGAAUUUUCAAGAUGCUGCAUCUCGCUUUUUAAGAGAUCACAAUGCCGCUACACUGUUUAUCCAACUACUGUUACUCAUGUAAAUAUCAGCCUGCCCCCAUCUCUCCUGUCCGUGUAAAAUGAAAGGCAUCAUUUGUGGGGAGUGGGGAUUGCUGGUUAUUGCAAUGCCUUCUUUGCUUUGGGAGGUCAUGUAUCUUUGUCUUGUUUAAUUAUCUUGGUUCAGACUUUGUUCAGUCUGCCCGUGUGUCCAUUUGCUGCUGGGUGUAUGAUUUAUAGUAAAAUGAGACGACAUCCUUCAUUCAGGCAGACUUGCUCUUGUGCGGCGCAUCUGAUUGGCUGGGUUCAUUUCCUGUCUGCAGGAGGAGAUGCAGGAGUUGAGCUUUGAUAUUGUGUGACUCCAUUAUCACCACCACCUUUGUGUUUCCAGUUAUGUGUGGCUUCUCCACCUCAUUAUCAGCAUGCUGACCAAAUCUCUAAACACAGACGGUGUUCCUGUAGGCACAUCCCUCAUGUAGUAUUAUACACACAUUAUUAAGACAUUUGAAAGAACAAAAUUGCCAGGUCUUUAAUUCCGAUUGCAUGUAACUUUAAUUUCUUCAAUGUCUAUGUUAUUUAUGCUUUGUCCCAUAGAUUCAUAUUUUUUCUGUAUUCUUAUCAAUUACAUUAAUUACAAACUAAAAUGUAAGUUAGUAAGAUAGUACAGAUGUUUACAUACUUAGCCAAAGAUGCUCUAUCUUCAAAUUUAAUUUUCUAUACAGUUUGUGCACGGUACUGUAUUUUCCCCAAAGUAAAUAAUUUAUGGUACUUAAAGAAGCAUUCAAUGAGGGGAACGAGAGAUCAGAAACAUCAGCACAGGUUUGAAUCACCAGCACAAAUGCUUUGUAUGAAUGUUAGACAUAAGCUGA
Molecule: messenger RNA, 5273 nt
Organism: Anguilla rostrata (American eel)
Lineage: Eukaryota; Metazoa; Chordata; Actinopteri; Anguilliformes; Anguillidae
Gene: ptpn5
Product: protein tyrosine phosphatase non-receptor type 5
Exons: 14
Coding region: 557-2164 (535 amino acids)
Biological process (GO): peptidyl-tyrosine dephosphorylation; signal transduction
Cellular component (GO): cytosol; plasma membrane; cell junction
Molecular function (GO): protein kinase binding; protein tyrosine phosphatase activity
Source: RefSeq, a predicted model, not a curated record